Didymosphaeria variabile is the source of this 858-nucleotide messenger RNA. RefSeq lists its product as uncharacterized. Lineage: Eukaryota; Fungi; Ascomycota; Dothideomycetes; Pleosporales; Didymosphaeriaceae. The record is from RefSeq and is a predicted model, not a curated record. The transcript is spliced from 2 exons. Bases 1 to 858 code for a protein of 285 amino acids.
AUGCUUCGCGCAACCCUCUUCACCGCAACCUUCACGAGCCUUGUCUCCGCGCACACAGCCGCAUGGGCCAAGGGCAUGUACUGUAAAGGCGGACCUGACCCGAACCAUGAUGACCCAAAUACCAACACGGCCGUCAACCCCCUCUGGGACCUCCCCAAAGAUCAGUGGUGGUUCCAACACGACCGCGGCUGUGAUCUCGCAGCUCCUCCCGCAGGCGAGUUUCUCGAGCUCCCGGCCAACGGCGAAUUCACCGUCGAGCUGGCCCACAACCGCGGCCAGACCACGCUUACCGACAACGGCAACGGUGCUUCUAACUGGCCGGAUGGCCAGGACCAUCCCGAUGACUGGAACUCCUGGGAGGGACCGGGAAGUGCGUGCCUCGAGGAUGGCGCGAUGCAUACGUACAACGAGACGAAUGCGGCAGGGACGGCGUGGGCAAUCAGCUAUGAGAGUGACAUGACGAAAGUGACGAUGGACAAUUUGGUGGUGUUCAGCACGCUUCAGCAUACACCGUGGAAGAGGCUGGCAACGUAUCAGGUUCCGGAUCUACCGGCGUGUCCUGAGGAGGGUUGCCACUGCGCGUGGCUCUGGGUACCUGACGGCUGCGGACAACCCAACAUGUACAUGCAGCCGUACAAGUGCAAGGUCACGAACGCAAAAUCCACAACACCUGUUGCGAAAGCCCAGGCGCCUGUGUACUGCGCCGACGACAUAUCGAAGUGUGUGAAGGGUGCUAAGCAGAUGAUUGCCUGGCACCAGCAGGAUGGAAACAACAUCGAGACGGCGGACGGUGUUAGCCCCGGGUACAAUGAGAAGUGCGGGUGGAAGAACGGCGCACAAACAGAUAUUUUCGGGUAG